Lithohypha guttulata is the source of this 885-nucleotide messenger RNA. RefSeq lists its product as uncharacterized. The record is from RefSeq and is a predicted model, not a curated record. NCBI's taxonomy places the organism in Eukaryota, Fungi, Ascomycota, Eurotiomycetes, Chaetothyriales, Trichomeriaceae. The coding region runs from base 1 to 885 and encodes 294 amino acids. The transcript has a single exon.
AUGUCUCGCAUCAACUUCUCCCCUGAUUCGCAGAGUCUACAGGGUCUUCAGGGUCAGGUCGCCGUCAUCACAGGUGCUGCUUCUGGAAUAGGACUCGCGAGUGCGAAGCUACUUGCCAGUAAUGGAGUCAAAGUGGUGGCGGUUGAUGUACAGGAGAAUAGGUUGAAAGAGGCUGUUUCGGCUAUUGGACAUGGCGCCGAAUCGUUCCGAUGUGAUGUUUCCUCGUGGGCAGAGAACGUAGCGUUGUUCGAAUUUACGAAGAAGACCUUCGGUUCUCCUACAAUCGUUUUUCUGAACGCAGGAAUUGAUACAGAAUUGAAGGUCAGUGCGGGUGGAGAAGAAGCACAACGGGCAAUCGGCGAAGUGCGAACCAAUUUCCUUGCAGAUGAGUAUGAAGCAGGCGAUGCGACCAAGUUGAAAGAACCGCCACUGGUGGUGUUGGACGUAAACGUGAAAGGACCAGUGUAUGGCGUCAAGCUGGCCAUUCACCAUCUGGCAGCUGCUGGAGGUGGUCGAAUCAUUGUCACAGCUUCGGCAGAUGCAUACAUGGCCAUUCCUUACAAUUCCAUCUACGACACAAGCAAGCACGCAGUACUUGGGCUCAUUCGAAGUGUCAGCCAGAGACCUGAAGUUCUGAGCAAGGGCAUAACAACCACGGUACUAUGCCCUAGCUUGACUUCGACUCCUAUGACAGCGGAGAUCAAUCCUGCGGCAUUGGAGGGUCUGAUAGCCAGCACACCAGAGGAUGUUGGACAAGCUGUACUCUAUACAGCGACGGCUCCAGCAGCCGACAUUCAUGGGCGAACAGUUCUCGUGAAAGGAAAAGCUUUGUAUGAGGUCGAGCAGAGUUACAAAGCGUGGAUGGAACCUAUCUUUUGUGGUUAG